This is a messenger RNA of Anguilla rostrata (American eel), 2392 nucleotides long. RefSeq names its product leucine rich repeat containing 56 (gene lrrc56). Bases 1 to 2187 code for a protein of 728 amino acids. The record is from RefSeq and is a predicted model, not a curated record. The transcript has 12 exons. Lineage: Eukaryota; Metazoa; Chordata; Actinopteri; Anguilliformes; Anguillidae.
AUGCCAUCAACCACCAACACCAGCCAAUGCCAUCAACAACCAGCCAAUGCCAUCAACCACCAACAACCAGCCAAUGCCAUCAACCACCAACAACCAGCCAACGCCAUCAACCACCAACCACCAGCCAAAGCCAUCAACCACCAACAACUAGCCAAAGCCAUAAACCACCAACAACCAGCCAAAGCCAUCAACCACCAACAACCAGCCAAUGCCAUCAACCACCAACAACCAGCCAAAGCCAUCAACCACCAACAACCAGCCAACGCCAUCAACCAGCCAAUGCCAUCAACCACCAACAACCAGCCAAUGCCAUCAACCACCAACAACCAGCCAAUGCCAUCAACCACCAAUGCCCCAUCUGCCCCGGUUUGGGCGCGUGGAAAGGCUAGGCUGUGUGCGGAGGGACUGCGGAGCGGAGCUGCUGAGUUUUGGAGACUGUGGUGGGACACGCGGGAGAACACCCUGGGCAACUUUGGUUCCUACUUGCCCAGUCUGGUCCACCUGAAGCUGAACAACAGCACGAUUACGUCUGUGAGGGAUCUGGGAACUACGCUGCCCCACCUGCAGGCUCUGUGGAUGUCCCGCUGUGGACUGGCAGACCUGGACGGAAUCCCCUCUUUCACCUGCCUCAAGGAGCUGUAUGUGGCCUACAAUGGCAUCUGGGACCUGAGCCCGGUCAGCAUGCUGGAGCAGCUGCAUGUUCUGGACCUGGAGGGGAAUGGCGUGGAUGACCUCAUCCAGGUGCAGUACCUGGGACUGUGCAGCCAGCUCAGUGACCUCACGCUGGAGGGGAACCCCGUCUGCACCCGGCCACACCCCGGCCCCAUCCAGACGGAGGGGUACAGAUAUAGGACUGCAGUCAGAGAGCUGAUCCCACAGCUGCGUUACCUGGACAACGUGCCGGCAGGGGACACGGAACCCUGCUGUGACAGUGCCACCGCGGAGGACUGGGUCCGGCUGAGGGAGUCUCUUAAGGACAGCGCCCCCGCAGAAGAGGAGGAGCCAGCCAGUGUGCUUGCCCCCCUCAGGCCAGGCUCUGCCCCCACCAGGCCUGGCUCCGCCCAGCGGCCUGUGACCGCUCUCCCUGCCCUCCUCUCCCUCAGUCGACCCUCCAGCGCCAGGCCUGGCUCCUCCCCCUCCUCCCGGCCUGGCUCCUCCCCCUUCGCCCGGCCCGGCUCCUCCCCGUCCUCCCGACCUGGCUCCUCCCCCUCCUCCCGACCUGGCUCGGCCAGCUCGAGCCCAGCCCUGCUGGACCAGGACGCCAGCGGACUGACCCACGGUGUGGGGGGGGUGAUCUGUGGGAAUCCGGUUCAGGUUCUGAGAGCCCACAGGCAGAAGAUGGGGAUCCCGGCUCCCAUGUCCCACCCUCCCUCCUUAACCCCGCCCACACACACCCCAGAACACACCUUUGAUCUGGAGGAGACUGAUGGAAAAGACCGAAGAGACGUGUUCUCUGAGCUCAGAGCCUGGAGGAAAGAGCACAGCAGACGACUGCAGGCCAUAGAGCAGGAGCGGAAGCCGCAGGUGAUGAAAAUCUCUCACAGUGAUGAAGAUGAGGGGGGAGAGGAAGAUGGCAUGGGCCAUAGCCUCAGCUUCACCAGUGAUGAGGAGGAGGAAGAGGAAGAAGGAGUAAGAGCGGUCUGUGGUCGUCUUAUAAACACAACCUCGCCUGACUCCUCCUUCAACUCUCCACCACCUGACCUCCUGUGUGAGAGAGAGGCAGCGUCUCCCGAAGUCUCCCGACUGUCUCUGUCCCCGGACCCCCCGCUGAGCCCGUCUCCCCCCCCGGCCGCCGCGGCCCCCCCCGGGGGGCAGAGCAGAGCAGCGGGGGUGCGGGCGCGAAGGGUUCGAGUGAAGGCUGCUGGGGGGGCUGACUGUGGAGCCCCCGCUGCGGAGGAGAGGAGGAAGGAGGGGAUCCCCAAGAUCCACCGAGCGCUGGGGACCCCCAGGGGUGCCUCUCUCAGGCCACUGUCCAGCCCUGCGCUCCACAGUCCAAGCGCCGAGGCGGGGGGAAGCCACGAGCAGCCAAUCAGCAGGCAUCCGCCCGUCAUCCAAUCAUCAGCCGCGAGGCCCCCACUGCAGACACGCCCACUUACAGCCCGGGCCGUCCUCCAGAGGCUGCCCAAUCGCCUGGAGCUCCCGCCCAGGCCAGGCCCCGCCCACUACGGAGGAGGCCCCUCCCACUAGCAAGGACUGGUGUGUGUGUGUGUGUGAGCGUAUGUGUGCAUGUGAGUAUGUGUGUAUGCAUGUGAGAGUGAGUGUGUGUGUGAGUGUGCGUUGGUGUUGGUGUGAUGGCGCUAUUUUUUGCCAUUUUGUUAACCAACCUCACAAUCAGCUUCCUCACUCACUAGCAUCUGUUCUUUAGAAAUGCAGGUAUGAGCCCAGCUGCAUC